This is a messenger RNA of Populus nigra (black poplar), 1801 nucleotides long. RefSeq names its product terpene synthase 10-like. Bases 32 to 1801 code for a protein of 589 amino acids. The transcript is spliced from 7 exons. Gene Ontology annotation, molecular function: magnesium ion binding; terpene synthase activity. Lineage: Eukaryota; Viridiplantae; Streptophyta; Magnoliopsida; Malpighiales; Salicaceae. Gene Ontology annotation, biological process: diterpenoid biosynthetic process. The record is from RefSeq and is a predicted model, not a curated record.
CUAAAAAUUUUCUUGUCCAAAACACUUUGGAAUGGCUCCCACCCACUUGGAUUCAUCGUUUAGCACUCUCCCCACAUUAGCAUCUCCUAGUCGACCCUUAGUAGAAUCCGUAUCAAGCAAGAAUUCUCGCUCUGUACCUGCUAAAGGUCGAUGCAUGGUUGCCACCGGAGAUGAUGACCAAAUUGUCCGGAGGUCGGCAAAUUACCGAACUUCCAUGUGGGAGUAUGAUUUUGUUCAGUCACUGACUAGUAAAUAUAAGGGAGAGCCGUACAUAGCGCGAAGCGAAAAGCUGAAGGCAAACGUAAGGAUGAUGCUGGCGAAUGCAUCGAAACCCUUGGAUCAACUUGAGCUAAUCGAUACCUUGGAAAGACUUGGAUUAUCUUACCAUUUCGUUGAUGAAAUAAAGAGCACUUUGAAGAGCUUAUUUGAUGAAAAUCAUAUAGAGAAUACAGAGACAGUGCAUGAUUUGUAUGCUACUGCUCUAGAAUUUCGGCUCUUAAGGGAGCGUGGAUAUCAAGUGCCUCAAGAGGUUUUCAAUCAUUUCAAGGAUGAACAAGGAAACUUUAGGGCAUGGGUUCAUGACGAUUUGAAGGGAAUGCUAAACCUGUAUGAAGCUUCAUACUUCUUGGUAGAAGGGGAGAACAUAUUAGAAGAUGCAAGAGACUUCACCACCAAAAAUCUUGAAAACUAUGUCAAGAAGUGCAACACUACCGAAUAUCUUUCAGAGUUGGUGAGCCAUGCCUUGGAGCUUCCAUUGGCUUGGAGGAUGCUAAGAUUGGAGGCCCAUUGGUUCAUCAAUUUGUAUGAAACUAAAACUGAUAUGGAACCUGUUUUGUUAGAACUAGCAAAACUAGAUUUCAACAUGGUACAGGCAGUACACCAAGAAGAUCUGAAAGAUUCAUCUAGGUGGUGGAAGAUGACAGGACUUGGAGAAAAGUUGGAUUUUGCCAGGGACAGGCUGAUGGAGAAUUUCUUAUGGAGUGCGGGGAUCAUAUUUGAACCUCAAUUUGAUAAUUGCAGGAGAAUGCUAACAAAACUUAAUUCACUUGUAACAACAGUUGAUGAUAUUUAUGAUGUCCAUGGUACCUUAGAUGAGCUUGAGCUAUUCACAGAUGCCAUUGUAAGAUGGGAUCUUAAUUUCAUGGAUGGUCUUCCAGACUAUAUGAAAUUAUGUUUUUUUGCAUUGUUCAAUUCGAUAAACGAAGUUGCUUAUGAUAUUCUAAGAGAUCAAGGAGUUGACAGCCUCCCUUACUUGAAGAAAGCGUGGGCAGAUUUAUGUAAAUCAUAUUUGUUGGAAGCUAAGUGGUUCUACAGUGGACAUACACCAACUCUUCAAGAAUACUUAGAUAAUGCAUGGAUUUCAAUUGGAGUACCAUUGGCUAUUGUUCAUGCAUACUUUUAUGCUCCGAAUCCAACAGCAGAGGAGGCCUCGCAUUUCACGGAGGAAUACCCAGAUAUAAUUCGAUGGUCAUCCAGGAUUGUACGCCUUGCUGAUGAUCUUGGAACCUCCUCGGAUGAAAUAAAAAGAGGAGAUGUUUCCAAAUCAAUCCAAUGUUACAUGCACGAAACUGAAGCUUCUGAAGAAGAAGCUCGUGAUCAUAUAAAGAAAUUAAUCAGCAAUGCGUGGAAAAAAUUAAAUGCUUCUCAAUUUUCUAAUCCCCAUAUCUCUCAAACUAUCAUUGGUGUUGCAGUCAACCUUGCACGAACGGCACAAUGCAUUUACCAAUAUGGAGAUGGGCAUGCUAUUGAACAUCUUGAGACCAAGGAUCGGGUGAUGUCCUUACUUAUUAAGCCCUUAUAA